Molecule: messenger RNA, 4297 nt
Organism: Daphnia magna
Lineage: Eukaryota; Metazoa; Arthropoda; Branchiopoda; Diplostraca; Daphniidae
Product: transient receptor potential channel pyrexia
Exons: 2
Coding region: 474-3866 (1130 amino acids)
Biological process (GO): transmembrane transport; monoatomic ion transport
Cellular component (GO): membrane
Molecular function (GO): protein binding; monoatomic ion channel activity
Source: RefSeq, a predicted model, not a curated record
AGACCUUCCACAUUUCGUUGUCCAUAAUAAAAGUUCACAUAAAUUAAGCCUGCCGGGGGCGAGAGAAAAUGAAGAUAAUACCAGCACGCUAGCUGACGCAAAGAACAACUUUUGUGUUAGGUAGAUGCUGAAAUCGUUCAAAUUUGACACAAACUCCUUUGUUGUCUCUCGUUGUUCGUUGUUGACGUUCCAUUGGCAAACUAGCACGCAUGUAAUCGAUGGAGAUUCCCGAAUAUAAUUUUCCUUGGGAUCAAAUCUGAUCUUUCAAUACAAUCGAUGGUAAACCACAUGUUGAAAGUAGAUUUUAAAAAAUAGAAGUAGAAUGUAUGUGAUUGUUAACAGUGAAAAACGGAGACCAAAAUGAUUGUAACAUAUAAAUGGCGUUCCUAAUUUGCAAUCAACUUUCACUAUUGCGUCGUAGACACGGACAACCCUAAAAACUUGGCUUUUAACCAACGAGACUACAGCGCCGAAUGCAGAAAGUGAAAGGAGGCGAAAAGGAGAGAAUCGGGAAAGAGCCGAAGGCAUUAACUGAACUCCCGUUUUUCAUAUAUGCCGAAAAACUAAACCAAACGUUCAGGUGUCUUAACAGUCGAGUGCCGACGUUCCAGUUGGUUAGUCACACGCAAGGCAGUGCAGAUGUUUAUCUGAGUAUUUCCAAUCCAAUUGUUGUUAAAAAUUCAGCAAGGAAAAUGUUAUCAAUUCGAAGGUCGAGCAAAAAAGAUCCAACCGGAAAAGCAGAAUCUGGAGGUUACACCAAUGAUGCUUUCAUUAAGGAUGCGGCACCACCGACUGGCGACAACGAACGUGAAAUUGAAAAUUAUCGACGAUCGACCAUCAAGAAAACAAGAAGCGAUACUUACGGUGCGAUCUAUUUUCGUGAAUCUAGUGAAGACGAUGCUACGGAGGCCAAUCAACGCUCAAGCCUCCGUAAAGGCAAAAAUCAACCUUACCACCGUCAACAUUGCGCAAAGCGAAAAUUCAAAGGAGGCCACCAUCACAAGCGCGCACGCAAAAGACCAUCCACGACGAACAACGUGGCCGACGAUGACGAAAUGGAAAACCAGAUGGCCCACCGAUUGAAAAGAGCGUUUAGCAUUUCUAGUGAAUCAAACACGAGCCAUACGGAAUUGCAAGGCAUCGACCACAAGGAGAAUUUCUCGUCCAUGCCUUGGUACAGCGGAUGUUCCAUUUGGUUGCAGCAAAUGUUGGCCGUGGCUAUUGAAGAUUUGAUCAACACCAAAGAAGCGUCAGUCAUUCGCCUUUCAAAACCUUUUUUCGACGAUUUGACCGACGAGUCUGUCUGGCGUGCAAUGCCCGUUGAAUGUCGAGACAUUGGCAUUUUAAUGGCGGCCCUUAAAGGGAAUGUCGUCAUGUUGAGGUGUUUCCUUGCACUUGGAGGGGGCGCCAAUGUCACAGAUUUGGUGGGACGAUCGGCUCUUCAUUACGCAGCCAGUUCGUCCAGCGCCGAUGCUGCCCUCUGUAUCGAAUUGUUAAUCAAACAUGGUGCCAUCGUCGACUCAUGGGAUUUGAACGGUGAAGCGACUCCGUUGAUUUGCGCAGCUGCUUCUGGCCGAAUGGAAUUGGUGGAAGCGUUGUUAAAAGCCGGAGCAGACGUCAAUGCUGGACUGUCCGACUCGAAAAAUUUGGAUGGUUCCAGCCCUUUGGUGUGGGCCGUACGGGCCCGGAGUUUGGUUUGUGCUACGCGACUAAUUGAGGCCGGUGCUGCAGUCAAUAGCAUCCAGGUGUACAGUGAAUCGCCGAUUCACGUGGCCGCUGUUCAGGGUGACGUUAAUUGUCUGAAACUGCUGCUGGACAACCAGGCAGACGUACGUGUCCUGUAUGGAGCUGAACGGCGAAAUCCACUUCAUUUGGCAGCUUUCGAAGGCAACGUCGAUUGCAUCCGUUUGCUCUUGCACACCAGCAAAGCGCAAGUGAAUGCAAAAGAUUCUUUGGGUCGGACACCUUUACAUUUGGCAGCGCUGUCCCAAUCGGUGGAUUCCGUGGAAGAAUUGCUGGACAAUGGAGCGGAAAUUGAUAUUUGCGACGAGAUGCAAGAGACGCCCCUUCACAGUGCCGUCGUCAAAACUCGUCAAUCCAUCGACGUGGUCAAAUUGCUUAUUUCGAAGGGAGCCAAUGUCAAUGCGAAGGAUCAAUUUGGACAAACACCUCUUCAUAUAGCGGCUUUCAAUGAAAAUUCGAAAUUAGCUACUUUGUUGAUCCAUUCCGGCGCCGAUUUGUCGGCUAAAAAUCGGGGGAAAAUUUCAGCUCUGGCGUCGGUUGUUCGACGAGUUCCAGACGCGUUAUCGGCCAUUCCGCGUACGUUGGAUUCGGCCGUACAAAUAGUGGACAAUGAUCCAGCCGAUCCAGAUUGCCAAUUGCGAUUAGAUUUGAGAGUCUUGGUGCCUGGUGGCAAUCAAAAACAAGUGGGCGAAAUGGGUUUACUGACGGCGUUAAUUGCGGCCGAACAGCGUCACACACUCCAGCAUCCCGUCAUCGGGGCUUUUCUUCAUUUAAAAUGGAUGAAAAUUCGCAGCAUUUUUAUCGGCUCGCUUAUCUUCCAACUCUUCUACGUUCUCUUUCUGACGCUCAACAUUCAUGCGAUUUUCGUGGUGGACGUCAAUGUUAUACUGGCCCACAAUUCAACCGCAAGUCCUGCGUUUAUACCUUGGUCAGAACCGUGGAAGGCAACGCUAUGGUGGCUGACGGUCAUUGUUGGUUCGGCAACAGGUUGCAAGGAAAUUUUCCAGCUGUACUGCAAUCCAAAUGAGUACAUCAGAGAUCCGGAGAACUAUGGGCAAAUAAUCUCGGUCGUCGGAAUGGUCCUCUCGUUUCUCCCACCUCAUCCAGAACACAAGAAACACGGCGACGAAAGUGACUGGCAGCAUCACUUGGCCGCCAUUGUUAUUGUCGUAGCCUGGAUUAAUUUAAUGAUGCACGUCGGGCGAUUUCCAGUGUUCGGUCUGUACGUGCAAAUGUUCACUACCGUUGCACGAAACAUUGGUAAAUUGUUGGUGGCUUACGUGAGUCUCAUUGUCGGCUUUGCAAUGGGAUUCGGCGUUUUGUUUCCGGAAACGCAAUCCUUUUCACAUAUGCCUUAUGCACUCCUUACGGCAUUUGUCAUGAUGGCUGGUGAAUCCGAUUACAGCCAAAUAUUUUACGAAGCCAAAGAGGGUAUCAAGUACAACGGUACCACACACCUCGUUUUCCUGGUUUUUAUUCUCUUGAUUUCCGUCGUUUUGAUGAAUUUAAUCGUCGGUUUGGCCGUUUCCGACAUUCAAGGACUGCAAAAAUCUGCACGCCUAGACCGGCUCGUCAGAUUAACGAAACAGAUUGCACGCAUGGAAAGUUUCAUUUUCUUCCCAUGGCCCAUUCAUUUUUCCAGUCUAUGGUCCAAGUUUCCUAAACGUGAAUCCAUACGGCGACAUGUGCUUGUUGUGUCACCAAAAACAAAAAGGAAUUACAACUUCAGGCCAAACGACCCACGUGACCAUCACUUCCCAGCCGACAUCAAGGAGAAUCUGUUGAAAAUUGUUGUUCAGAGAGUUACCAACAAGAAAAAGGGUACACAAAAAUCCCACGUACCCAUCAUGCGAACGGUGACGACACAAAAGAUGGAUGACAACAACGAAGAACUCUACAACGCGGUGCUAAAUCGAGUGGACGAACUCUUUCACAAUUACAUGUCACAAAUUGUUUUGAUGAACACUCAUAUUGAAGAGCAACUCAACCAAAUGGCUAGCCGACCCACCUGGUCGUCGACUCGAUCGUGGCAGCAACGACCCUCUUGUGAUUGUUCCAUGAUUCACGAAGAGUCCUUUACUCGAAAGAGAGCGUAUUCAGUCGCUGCUGAAUCACUGGCAUGAUCGCAGUUUGGUAUCAUCAAUUACUGCUCUACAAAUAUUAAUUACUUUAAGUGAAAAGGUUUUCAUGUGGAUUACGUUAAAAUCAACUCAUAAAAUAAUGCUUGUACUAUAAUCAUAAUCUUGCCUAAGAAACGAAAAAUAAUGCUUGAUCGAAUCCGUGUAGAAUUUUAAAAACAAAUGAAAAGAUAGAGUUGAACAAUUGGGAGUAACUGAAUAGAUUCCGAGGGUGAACAACGUGGGCGCCAAGACUUUGAUAAACAACAAAUGGCUUCAAGGUUUGUGCAAUAAAUGAUCACACUGCCCUCUCUGUUCAAACAAGAAAAAUAAUCGAUGAACAAUUAUGUUGUAGAUAUCGAUUGCUUAAUUCUGACCCGCGAUUCUUAAGUUGGAAGAAAUUCCGUCUGCAAUACAAUUUGUUCUAAACUGGCAAA